AUGAGUGGAAAAUUAUUAUUUUUAGUUGUUUGUGCCAUUAUUCUAAUUAUAUUUACUUUAUUUAAUAUCUCCCUUAAUGAAAGUACAUUUUCAAUUAAACAACUAGUACCAAGUAGUUGUAAUAUUGAAAAUCCAAGUUUUGAGAAACUUAGUGAUUUUUUAUAUACAAAUGUUUCAAUUUUUUGCCUUAUUCAUUCUAGUCCUAAAUAUAAGAAUAAAAGAGCAAUCCACCAAAAAGCAACAUGGUUAAAACGUUGUAAUAAUUAUAUUUUUGUGUCUUCAGAUGAGGAUAAAUCUCUUCCUGCCAUUAAAGGUGGAAAAGAAGAUGGUUAUCAAUUUUCAAAUGAACGUAUACGUUAUGGAUUAACAUAUGUUUAUGAAAAUUUUGGUAAUAAAUAUGAUUGGUUUUUAAAGGGUGAUGAUGAUAAUUAUAUAAUUAUGGAAAAUUUAAGAACAUUUUUAUUGUUACGUGAUUCAUCUAUUGAUCAAUAUUAUGGUUUUAAAUUAAAAUUAAAUCAUGAAUAUAUGAGUGGUGCUGGAUUUAUAUUAAGUAAAUCAGCUCUUGAAAAAAUGGUUACAAUUGCUUUUAAAAAUAAUACAAUAUGUAGUGAUAAACCAAAUAUUCCUGAAGAUGUUGAAUUUGGAAAUUGUCUUAAAAAUAUUAAUAUUCUACCAAUGGAUUCAAGAGAUUCAGAUAAUAAACAUAUGUUUGUUCCUUCAUCAUUUGAUGAAUUUUCAUCAAUGAUAAAAAAUUCUCAUUUUGAUGGAUUUGUAAAAAUGAGUCCUUAUGAAAUAAAAAAAGGAUAUACUUCAUUAUCAAAAUAUCCAAUAUCAUUCCAUUAUGUUACUGGUGAUAUGUUUUAUGGUCUUGAGUAUUUAUUCUAUCAUGCUAGUGUAAUUGGUAAAGAAUCAGAAGUUUACAAAUAUGAUAAAUAUUCAUACAAAAAUGAUUUCAGUAUAUCUUUUUUAAGAUUAAAAGAAUUCAUUAAAAAGUUUUAUAAAUUUGAUGCAAAUAUUUUAGAUAAUAAUUUAUAUAUAUAA
Messenger RNA from Strongyloides ratti, 1041 nucleotides. Its product is annotated as Glycoprotein-N-acetylgalactosamine 3-beta-galactosyltransferase 1. Gene Ontology annotation, molecular function: N-acetylgalactosaminide beta-1,3-galactosyltransferase activity. The transcript has 2 exons. NCBI's taxonomy places the organism in Eukaryota, Metazoa, Nematoda, Chromadorea, Rhabditida, Strongyloididae. Bases 1 to 1041 code for a protein of 346 amino acids. Gene Ontology annotation, cellular component: membrane. The record is from RefSeq and is a predicted model, not a curated record.